Messenger RNA from Physella acuta, 847 nucleotides. Its product is annotated as multiple epidermal growth factor-like domains protein 11. Gene Ontology annotation, molecular function: scavenger receptor activity. The record is from RefSeq and is a predicted model, not a curated record. NCBI's taxonomy places the organism in Eukaryota, Metazoa, Mollusca, Gastropoda, Physidae.
UACAUCACAAGACAGCUACUAUCAUGCUGACUUUCCAUCAAAUAAUGCUGUAGAUGGCAACAGAGAUAUUAACUGGUAUACAGGAACAUGUAUCCACAGUGUUGAAACAUAUCAGUAUCACUACUGGACUGUACAGUUUGACAAAGAAUAUUUAGUCAACAGAUAUGUCUUGUACAGUAGAUCUGAUCAAAAAGUCAUUAGCUGGAUGAACGAUGUCUCGUGUUGUAUGAAUCGUCUCCGAAACUUCACCUUAGUGAGCAGGGAUAACUCUGGUCAAACAGUUUUAACGUACACAGAGACUGCAGACCAGCCUCAGUUCGUUUAUACCGUAACAUCCGAUAGACUCCAGGUUUCCAACGUUACAGUUGAAAUGGCUGAUAAUAUCAUCAACUUUUGCGAAUUUGAAGCUUAUGGUGACUCCAUCUGCCCACCCGGCAAAUUUGGCCUAGAAUGUAACAAAGACUGUCGAUGUAGAAAUGACGAGCCCUGCUUUACAGACACAGGAACUUGUUCUUCAGGAUGUGCUGCAGGUUAUACAGGGAUGGGAUGUCAGACACCAUGUAGUCCAGGAACAUGGGGUGUAGACUGCUUCAACACGUGCAGCAUUAACUGUCUAGAUAUGACGUCAUGUGACCGAAUAACUGGAGCCUGUGUUGGAGGUUGUGUGGAGGGUUAUAAAACACCUACCUGUAACGAUGCCUGUGGUUUUGGAAAAUGGGGAAUAAACUGCUCCAUGUUGUGUAGUUCACAUUGUGGGAGAGAUAAAUCUUGUGACCCAGUAAAUGGUACAUGCAACAGAGGUUGUGGUGAUGGGUAUAGGGCUGGUCCAAACGUUAUACGAAGGUAG